This is a messenger RNA of Cladocopium goreaui, 363 nucleotides long. NCBI's taxonomy places the organism in Eukaryota, Dinophyceae, Suessiales, Symbiodiniaceae. The record is from the annotation of a GenBank genome assembly.
AGGUCCUCCCUGAAGCUGUUGACACUUCCGCCUUUAGUUGUCGCUCAGCCAAAGUGCAGCCACCCUUCCGCUCUGGGGCCCAAGCGUUGGAUAAUUUCUUGGCGCACAAGCCUAAGCAGUCCUUUACCUUCCUGUCCAUGUUCAAAUGGGAGCCACGGAAGAACUGGUAUGGUCUGCUGGAAAGCUUUCUAGAAGCCUUCCCGGAGCAGUACACGUCUGUCCGCGGGCCGAACGGAGAAUCACGCAACGUAUCCGUGCGCCUUCUGGUCAAGACCCAAAUCUUGGGCUGGUCGCCAGAUGAUCCCAGACAGGAUGUCCCCGACCUGCUACGAGAGAAGCGGCUUUCGGAGGGUUCCUUAGAGG